This is a messenger RNA of Necator americanus (New World hookworm), 369 nucleotides long. RefSeq lists its product as uncharacterized. Bases 1 to 369 code for a protein of 122 amino acids. NCBI's taxonomy places the organism in Eukaryota, Metazoa, Nematoda, Chromadorea, Rhabditida, Ancylostomatidae. The record is from RefSeq and is a predicted model, not a curated record. The transcript has a single exon.
AUGAACCCCUUAUAUGAAACUGAGGAAGAACUGUUCUUAGGAACAUGCGACAGUAGAGCUGUUGGUGGAGCUGGCGUCCUCGUCAACUCGAGUAUGGCAAAGAACAUCGACUCUUUCGAACAACAUACAACCGUAAUCGGACCUCUGCGGAGGAGCAGAUGUGGUUCAACGCCAGCUUGGACUAUCUUCUUCGUUUAUGCUCCAACAUCAAGCUACGUAGAGAAAGAAGUCGAAGCUUUCUAUGCGGACUUGGAGAAGUUCUACAGAGAACAGCAUACCUUCUACAAGGUCAUUGUUUGCGAUUGCAACACCAAAAUUGUCCCCAGAAGGACACCUGAGGAACUUCACAUUGGAACCUACGGCCUAUAA